AUGUACAACCGUACGUAUGCCGUCCAGGGUAUUGAUUACGCGCGAGAGGUGACACCACAUUUGCGGAAAGAAUUACAAGUUUCGGAAUUUCAGGCACUUGUGUUGCUUCAGUUCAACGGUGAACAGAAUGAACCAAUCACCUACGCGUCCAUCGCCGAGGCGACCGCAAUCGAGGACACGGAGCUAAAACGAAUUCUUCUGUCACUGGCCGCUGGAAAAGGUCAGCGUGUGUUAAUCAAACACCCGAUGUACACGUUCCUUUUUGAAUCCGCUCUCCGUACGCUCGAUGCGCUCAUCCGCUCACCACCAGCGGAUACCACGUAA
Echinostoma caproni is the source of this 324-nucleotide messenger RNA. Lineage: Eukaryota; Metazoa; Platyhelminthes; Trematoda; Plagiorchiida; Echinostomatidae. The record is from the annotation of a GenBank genome assembly.